This is a messenger RNA of Oryzias latipes (Japanese medaka), 2804 nucleotides long. It is a transcript of the gene slc8b1, whose product is annotated as solute carrier family 8 member B1. Gene Ontology annotation, biological process: intracellular calcium ion homeostasis; calcium export from the mitochondrion. Lineage: Eukaryota; Metazoa; Chordata; Actinopteri; Beloniformes; Adrianichthyidae. Gene Ontology annotation, cellular component: membrane. Gene Ontology annotation, molecular function: calcium:sodium antiporter activity. The record is from RefSeq and is a predicted model, not a curated record.
ACGAUUGGGCGAAGUUUCAGACGAAGUCACACGGAGUUUACUCUGACACUAGACCCGUAUGCCUUUUCCUGGCGUUGAAAACACACCUAUAGAGCAGCAAACAGGGAGGAACUCUUUAGUAUAUUUAUAUGUGUGUGUUUUGCGUCCAGCUCUGUCAGUCAGACUACUGCCGUCGUAGUAGCGGUAACACAGCACCGCCAUGGACGAGGCACCAGGAGGAUAAGACGAAUCAUGGCUUUUAAUCGGUUCCUGUGGCAGCUGCUGCUGCUGGUGGUGCUGUUCGGUGGACAAUUGGGGAUCACGAGCUCCCAGGUCCAGAACCAAACUGGCUUCAACUUAGUUGGACUGUCCUUGAAUCUAACCUUUGUGAAGAUGGCCGCAAGGAACGCCGAGUGUGACCUGGUGAUGAACCGCACUCCUGCAGAGCGCUGCACCUUUGUGAAGAACACGCCAGACUGCGACAUGGAGGAUGGGUUCAUCAACUACCUUAACGUGGUGUUCUGCUUGCUGCCCCCCAACCUCACGCCGUUCACCAUCACCCUCUGUUGUAUGUGGCUGUUCUUCUUGUUUAUGAUUCUUGGACUGACUGCAUCUAAGUUUUUCUGUCCCAACUUGUCAGCCAUCUCCUCCAGCCUUCACCUCACUCACAACGUUGCUGGUGUGACGUUUCUGGCUCUUGGUAAUGGAGCUCCUGACAUCUUCAGCGCCAUGGCAGCGUUCUCUCAUCCCCACACUGCUGGCCUGGCUGUAGGAGCUUUGUUCGGAGCUGGCGUAUUUGUUACCACAGUAGUUGCUGGCAGCGUGUCUCUUUUUAAACCUUUUGCUGUGGCGUCUCGACCGUUUCUGCGUGACGUCAUCUUCUACAUGGUUGCAGUGUUCUGGACUUUCCUCAUGCUGUACAGAGGAACCACCACACUGGGAGAAACAUUAGGUUACCUCAGCCUCUAUGUGCUGUAUGUCCUGACCGUUAUUAUCAGUACGUACAUCUACAAACGACAAAGAAACUAUGUGAAUACGAGCAACCAAAAUGCUCCACAUAUACAAGAGUUUCCGUCAUCCGACUCAUCAGACGAUGACCUUCCAAACCUGACUGGUGGAAAUAUCCAGCAAGAUUACGAGUCCGAGUACAGACCGCUUCUGCCAUACUCUGAGCCCACAAGCCGGAUCCUGCUGAGCUCUUUGAAUCCAGUGGACAGCAGGAAGUGGAGAAGAAAAUCUUGGAGAUGGAGAGUCCUCAAAGUGCUUAAGACACCUUUAGAGGUGCUGCUGCUGCUCUGCGUACCUGUGGUCGACCCAGACAAAGAAGACAAGAACUGGAGGCGCCCCCUAAACUGCCUUCACCUGGUCAUUGCACCUGUGGUGUGUGUGCUUGCCUUCCAGUCGGGAAAAUAUGGAAAUUACAUGAUCCAGGAGCAGUUCCCUCUAUGGGUGCUAAUUCUUCUGCUGGGAUUCUUUCUGGCUGCUAUUGUUUUCUGCACAACCACAAAUGAUCAUCCUCCCAAAUAUCAUGCAGUCUUUGCACUCCUGGGCUUUGUUGUGAGUGCAGUCUUGAUCAGUGCUGCAGCCUCAGAGGUGGUGAGUCUUCUGCACAUGCUCGGAGUGGUGCUGAGCCUCAGUAACACUGUCCUGGGGUUGACUCUUCUGGCCUGGGGCAACAGUAUUGGAGACUGUUUUUCUGACAUCACAAUUGCCCAGCAGGGUUACCCACGGAUGGCCAUCUCUGCUUGCUUUGGAGGCAUCAUUUUCAACAUGGUAAUAGGAGUGGGUUUGGGGUGUCUUGUGCAGAUGGUUAAAACAAAUUCUGAUGUGCAGUUUGAGUCAGAGGGAUUGUUGACAUGGAUCCUGGCAGGAUCUCUGGGCUUAUCCUUGGUUCUGUCUUUCAUCAUUGUUCCACUGAGCCAGUUCCACUUGGGUAGAACCUAUGGGAUCUUCCUCCUCGCGUUUUAUGUCAUCUUCCUCAUCAUAGCACUUUUUACAGAAUUUGGAACAAUCCAUACCUGACCCACGGUGACCAGAUACUUCACUUUCUUACGUUUUUACAAGUCCUGUAAACCGACUCUUUGUUCUGCAUUGUAAUAUGCAGACUCCAGUUUUUAGUCGCAUGAAAUUUGACUUUUUAGAAAGGUCUGUCUGAAAAAGGAGCUGACUUUAGGGAAUACCAGUCUGAAGAGACGACCUUUUGUUUGUGUCAAUUAGUGUGACACUGGGGCAAAGGCAGCAGACAGUUCAGUAUCCUCAACAAAAUACUUUUUUCUUACAGCCGCCCCCUUCAGGGGUCACCAUAUUGACCUAAACAUGUGAUCGGGUUUCAGUUACAUAGCAGUUUCCUCACCUGACCACUUGAAAGCGCCCCCAUGUGGUUGCAUUAACUUACAGCACUUGGUAAUCUCAGGUGGUCUCUCAUCCAAGGACAUUCCAGACAACCCAGUUUAGCUUUAGAUGUAAACUGUAUUAGUUGCACUAUUUAAACAGGAAUCAGUAGUACUUUUGUUUUCUUUGGCAGCCAUAAAAAAAUCUGUGCCUUUGUCAGUAAAACCAAGCAGCCAGUAUAGUUUUCUGCUCAGGGAAGGUUGAACAAUUGUGCCUUUUUUCCUGUUUUGUGUUACUGUUACUGUGUCAACCAAGAAAAGUGCUUCAUUAGUUUUGUAAUUUAUAAACUUUCUAAAGUGUUCUAUAAAUCAAAUGUUGAGAGCUGUGAGGACACAAAGAUGUUUUGGUUUAUAAAAGUUUUAUGCAAGUCUGACUACUUCAUCUACAUAUACAUUAUUGUAAUGUAAAUCACUGUAAUAAAACAACAUUUUCCA